Messenger RNA from Chlorocebus sabaeus (green monkey), 2226 nucleotides. RefSeq names its product serine protease 42 (gene PRSS42P). The record is from RefSeq and is a predicted model, not a curated record. Gene Ontology annotation, biological process: proteolysis. Gene Ontology annotation, molecular function: serine-type endopeptidase activity. Lineage: Eukaryota; Metazoa; Chordata; Mammalia; Primates; Cercopithecidae.
AGUCCGCUCCGCAAUUUCCACCCCUCGAGGCCCGGCCCCGCCCCCUCGUGUCUCACAGGAGCCCUGGUUCCAGCCAACCCCCCGCAGGGGCGCGAGCUGUCGGGAGAGGGGCAGCCGGUAUCCAUGACAUGUCCUCUGGCGGCGGCUCCCUGGGCUUCCUGGCCUGGCUUCUGCUCCUUCAGCCCUGGCCCUGGCAGAACUGGGCGCAGGGCAGGGCAGCGCCACACCUUCCUUCCGCUCUCCUCUCAGAGGAGGGCCGCGAGAACCCCAAAGCGAGCCCGGCCUCAGGACCUGCGGCGGGCCCCCCACCCAAUCUGUUUACGUCCUUCCCAGGUGACUCACUGCUGUGUGGCCGAACCCCUCUGAGAAUCGUGGGAGGAGUGGACGCGGAGGAAGGGAGGUGGCCCUGGCAGGUGAGCGUGAGGGCCAAAGGCAGGCACAUCUGCGGCGGCACCCUGGUCACCACCACGUGGGUGCUGACGGCAGGCCACUGCAUUUCCAGCCACCUCCGUUACAGUGUCAAGAUGGGAGAUCGGAGUGUCUAUAAGGAAAACACAAGUGUGGUGGUCCCUGUCAGAAGAGCUUUUGUCCACCCUAAGUUCUCAACAGUUAUAGCCGUUCAAAAUGACCUUGCCCUUCUCCGGCUCCAUCAUCCUGUGAAUUUUACCUCAAACAUCCAGCCUAUCUGCAUCCCUCAGGAGAAUUUCCAGGUGGAAGCUAGGACCAGGUGCUGGGUGACCGGAUGGGGCAAAACACAAGAAGGCGAGAAAGUUACAUCAGAAAUUCUCCAGGAGGUGGACCAAUACAUCAUGCGCUAUGAGGAAUGUAACAAGAUAAUAAAAAAGGCCUUGUCAUCUACUACGGAUAUAAAAAAAGGGAUGGUCUGUGGCUAUAAAGAACAAGGAAAGGAUUCUUGCCAGGGAGAUUCUGGGGGUCCCUUGGCCUGUGAAUAUGAUAACACAUGGGUACAGGUAGGGAUUGUGAGCUGGGGCAUUGGCUGUGGUCGCCACGGCUUGCCUGGAAUUUAUACAGAAAUUGGUGUCUACAGUAAGUGGCUGAUGGCAGUGGUGGCUCAGGCUACCUGUUCGUAUCCAGCAGUGUUCCUCAUUUUACUCCUGCAUCUGUUGCGGCCCCUGGGCAUCCUGGUGGCCCUGUGAUCACCCCAGCCCACUCCCCUUUUGUUUCUGAGACUUAUACUAGGCCUCCCUUCCAACCUCCCACUCCUUCCCAAUACCCUUUCUGCAAAUCCCAGUUGGAAUCCACGGACCCUCUGGAGAUCCAUACAAUAGAGCAUGGCAGGGAGACUGGGGUCUGGAAAGUGCCCCUGCCUGGUGCUCUGGUCACCUGCCUCAGCCACGCCUGCACCAGGGCCGUGCUCUGGCUGGUGGGAAGGAGGGAGUGAACUGAUUGCAGCUAGAGGGCCAGCCACCCUGCCAGGUGGGCCACGGUGACUCAUCAAUAUCUGGGGGAACAUCUAUCAAAAAAGAGACAUCAUCAACGGUGAAGCAAGCGUUCAAUGUGGUUCUGGUGUCAGGGCUCCCACCUGAGACUCUGUGAAACCAGCCAGCUGGGUGAUUGCUCAGAGAGAGUGAAGGAGGCGUUACCAGGUCCCUGCAGAGGUGUGAGGCCUAGGACUUCCACUCUGGCUCCACUGUCUGGGGCUGGGAGAAGAUCCCCUGCAGCCCAGUGUGGAUCCAUCUGCGAGUGGACAUCCUCUGCCACACCAGCUCUCUUGGGGCAACCCAUUCUUGGCACUCCCUUCCUCAGUGCCCUAGUGGCCACUUUCAGGGACACUGCAAGUUGUAUUGAGUCUGUUGUGGAGUGUGGAGUUUUCAGAAAUCAACUAAAUAAAUAUUCGGAGAGUCUCCCGUGUUCUGCAUGUCUACUGGCCUGGUUAUUGGGGACACUGAAGAGAACUUACCUCACAUUAAACUUAGGAAGAUGUUGAUGAUUCUUUUUAAACUAAAGAGUGAGAGGGGUAGUCUCUGCCUACCCAGUUGUGAGUUGGAUGGAUGGUUUUAGACAGUUGGGUUUUGCUGCCUGUGCUCUCCAUGGCCAUCAGCAUUUCCGCAUGGAGUUUUGUAGCUGAAUUUGCUAGUCAUUGCAUCUGGGAAGGAGGAAGUGAGAGAAACUGGAAGCAAGAGAGGGGUCAGGGCACUACAUCCCAAACGACAUCCUCCAUUUUCUGCCUAUUUCUGCCUCUCCUUCUCCAAACCUUGAGCACCA